ACAUCGAACAGUGGUCCAAGUCCAAGAUGGCGGACUAAGCGACAUGGCUCUUCGGAGAAGUUUCACAUUUACGAUCUUAUAGAUUCAAAAAUAGCAUCAAAUACCUCAACUGUUCGCCUUUUCUUAAGCCCAGGAAACGGACUUUGAGUGUGGAGCGACGGCGUGUUAGCUGAAGUGAAGAUUGAAGACGUGAUAGAAGAUGGACGACUACUGCUAUGCUAAGAUGGCGACGUCAUGUCAAAGAGAAAGUGAAAGACAAUCAGCGCCACCAACGGAGAACAAUCUGAAAAGCCAAGAUGAAGACGUCCAGCAGCUGAUGAGUAAUCCAGAAGAAGUUUCCCCUCAGUCAGGGGGGAGCUCCACUUUGAAGCAGGAGACUCCACAACCACCCUGCAUUAAAAAGGAAGAGGAGGAACUCUGCAUCACUCAGGAGGGAGAGUGUCUUCUAGGACGAGAGGAAGCUGAUUACACCAAGUUUCCACUGACUGUUGUCUCUGUGAAGACUGAAGAUGAUGAAGAGAAACCACAAGUAGACAACCUCUUAGCUCCACUAUCAGAUAGUGAGGCUGAAGAGGAGGCUGAAGAACCUUUGAGCAGCGAUACAGACUGUGAAGGUGAUAUGAGGACUCACACUGACAACAAACACUCUGAAUGCUCUGCAAAGAAGAGAGGUAAAACAUGUUUGAGCUGCUCAGUUUGUGCUGAAAGUUUUACUAACAAGAGCAAUUUAAAUCGACACAUGAGAACACACACAGGAGAUAAACCAUUCAAUUGUUUAGUUUGUGCUAAAAGCUUUUCUCAAAAUAGCAAUUUGACUAAACACAUGAGAACACACACUGGUGAUAAACCAUUCAAUUGUUCAUUUUGUGCUAAAAUAUUUUCUGUUAAGUGGGGUUUGACCAAACACAUGAGAACACACACUGGUGAUAAACCAUUCAAUUGUUCAGUUUGUGCUAAAAGAUUUUCUGUGAGGUGGGGUUUGACUCAACACAUGAGAACACACACGGGUGAAAGAACAUAUAAAUGUUCAGUUUGUGGCGUAAGCUUUUCCCAAAAUGGCCAUUUGAUUCAACACAUGAGAACACACACAGGUGAAAAAACAUUUAAAUGUUCAGUUUGUGGAAAAAGCUUUUCUCAAAAUAGCAUUUUGUUUCAACACAUGAGAACACACACGGGUGAAAAACCAUUUAAAUGUUCAGUUUGUGGCGUAAACUUUUCUCAAAAUGGCCAUUUGACUCAACACAUGAAAACACACACAGGUGAAAAAACAUUUAAAUGUUCAGUUUGUGGAAAAAGCUUUUCUCAAAAUAGCUAUUUCACUGAACACAUGAGAACACACACAGGUGAAAAACCAUUUAAGUGUUCUGUUUGUGGCAAAAGUUUUUCUCAAAAUAACAUUUUGUUUCAACACAUGAGAACACACACAGGGGAAAAACCAUUUAAAUGUUCAGUUUGUGGCGUAAGCUUUUCUCAAAAAAGCCAUUUGACUGUACACAAGAGAACGCACACGGGCGAAAAACCAUUUAGUUGUUCAGUUUGUGGCAAAAGCUUUUCUGGUAAGAGCACUUUGAUUGAACACAUAAGAACACACACAGGUGAAACGCCAUAUAAGUGUUCAGUUUGUGGCAAAAGCUUUUCUAAAAAUUGCCCACUGACGAGACACAUGAGAACACACACAGGUGAAAAACCAUUUAGUUGUUCAGUGUGCUGUAAAAGAUUCACUCAUAAAGCAGCCACAGUAAAACACAUAAGAACACACAAGGGAAAAUAAGCAAAUAGCUGUUUAGUUUGUGGUAUGUUGCUCAUGUGGCGACAUCCACCCUACCCAGGACCUCCUCACUGCUUCUUUCACAAAUAUCUAAGGUAUUCCUAAAAACUUGGAUUAUUGGAAGAAUACUUUUAUUUAGCUGCCAACUUUUCCUCCUCAGACUGAUUGAUGUGCAAAUCAGAGACAUAUGAACAAUUAACCCCCAACACCCUCAACCCAACCCCCACCUCCCUGGACUUUCGGGCAUAACAGCUUCAAUCAGGCCCGCGAGAUGAGUUUGCGAAGUGUAAAAGUCGGCUGUAUUUUUUAAUGAAAUAAAACUGCUGUUCUAAUUGUGUCCACUGGAUGUCACAAUAGUAAGUCUGUUGGCAAGCAAAUAGUUUAUACCGGGGCGAGCAAGUAUACCAAGCAAGAGGUACACGGUAAAGCGGGGCUGUGACUCCUCCCCCUCCAGCCAACGUAAAAGAGGAGUAAAAUAAUCAAUCAGUAACCCCACUUCAAAUGCAGCAUGAGACACUGCACACUGAUAUAGUUCUGUGAAAAUGAUUGUCUUCUGUGCAAAUGUAAAGAAAGUGAACAGUGUGUGAUUUACUGCAAUACUGUCAGUAAGUGUCUUACUGCCAUCAGCAGCACUAAGAACAUUUGGCUAGCUGAACCAGGUAUUUGUCAUAUUGUGUCGAAUUGUUGUGUAUAUUUGUAAAGUACAUUGGUUUCAUUAUUGUACGCUCAUUUAGUUGCACAAGACUGAAAUAUUUGCUGCCCAAGAACCUCCGAAGUGGCAGACGGCCACGAGGUAGCUAUUCUGUUUAGCACCUUAUUUGCUUGUGACUGUACUAUUUCUAAAACCAAUGUAUUUCAUGUCUUGUCCUGUAGUUUUCCCGGCAUGAACUCAAGUAAAGAGCCCGUCUUUAAGAA
Messenger RNA from Nerophis ophidion (straightnose pipefish), 2683 nucleotides. Its product is annotated as zinc finger protein OZF-like. Lineage: Eukaryota; Metazoa; Chordata; Actinopteri; Syngnathiformes; Syngnathidae. The record is from RefSeq and is a predicted model, not a curated record. Gene Ontology annotation, biological process: regulation of transcription by RNA polymerase II. Gene Ontology annotation, cellular component: nucleus. Gene Ontology annotation, molecular function: RNA polymerase II cis-regulatory region sequence-specific DNA binding; DNA-binding transcription factor activity, RNA polymerase II-specific. Bases 200 to 1771 code for a protein of 523 amino acids. The transcript has 2 exons.